AGCGGUUAACUUUUAAAUCCACCUCUGUGCUCGUUGUGGUUCAUGCUACGAGAUAAAUCUACAUGUUCGACGGAAAACGGACAAAAAUGACCCUCGCGUCAAAGGCUCUCCGUUUCAAAUCCAAGUUUAUAACCGCCGAGCUGGCUCGUCUGUUCAGCCAGUCGGACAGCGAGGAGGAGUUUGAAGGUUUCAGUGAGGAUGAGGAAGAAGAAGACAGAGGAUGUUUUAACAAACGACUAAAGAACAAGGUGGUGGACUCAGAGGAGGACAGUGAUGUGGACACAGGCUUCUACUCUGAUGGCGAGGAGGCCCCACCACCAAAGAGGAAAAGUCUUUUAGUAGCUCUGAGGUUUCCCAUCAAAAGAUUGUCAUCCCCCAAACAGGAUUCACAAGAAAGAAGUGCCAAAAAGCCAGUCAAAGAAAAUCCUCCUUCACAGAGAUCCAGGGGAAGGCAAAUAAUGAAGCAGAAACCAGUUGAGAAAGAGGAGGAGGAGGAGGAGGAAGAGGAAGAUAAAGAGGAGGUCCUCUCUCCGAGCCUAAAGAAACGAGACAAGAAUAUCCAGGAAAACAAGGCCAUGCUUGCUAAGCUGUUUGCUGAUCUGAGCACCAUGGCUGACCUGACUCUGCCCACCACCCCUCCAAAAAAGAAACGAAUGUCAAAUAAAUCAACGCCACGGAAACGCAAGUUUGAACAGGACGUUGGAUCAGAAAGGAGGAACCCAUCCCGAAAGGCUCGUCCUCCUGAGAACUUUGCAGUUGAGGAAAAGAGUGAGCCGCUUAAUCGCAGAAGCCCCAGGACUGUUGAUCCCAAAAGGCUGGUGGAGGUGGAUGAGGAUCGUAUGGACGAGAGGCCAAAAAAGAGGAAGAGCCACACUUCCAGGAAGAGUCAGUACAUAGUGAGAUCAAUCGAUGAGAUCACCAAGGAAGACCUGGACAACAUAGCAUACCGCAGCAAAGACAAGAUCUGGGACAAGGAGAAUGGCAGCUCAUGUCACCAGUGCAGACAGAAGACUCUGGACACUAAGACGGUGUGCCGCAGUGGUUUCUGUGUGGGGGUCAAGGGUCAGUUCUGUGGGCCGUGUCUGAAGAACCGCUAUGGAGAGGAUGUACGCACUGUGCUGCUCGACCCGACGUGGUCGUGUCCCAUCUGUCGUGAGAUGUGUAACUGCAGCCUGUGUCGUAAGAAGGAGGGCCGCUGCGCUACCGGCAUCCUGGUGGGUUUGGCUCGUUACAAUGGCCACGACAACGUCCACGAGUAUUUGGAGAGUAUUCAGAAGGAGCUGCAGUAAAGUCCACAGAAAGGACCAGAGGGGAGAACCUCCUCGUACAGCUGGUGCCAUGGAGGAGGUUCUGGUGCUGCACAGUACUGUAGAAAUCAUUAUAACGCACAUUCUUAGGUUUAGAUCAACCUUUUAUCAACCUAGACAAACAAAAGCAAAAAGGUUGUCUUUUUUUGUCACCUUAACAUGAGGCACAUAUACUGUUAAUAUGUUUUGUAUAUCCUGAUUUAAGGCUGCAUAAGAUGCAGGGAUGUUUUAAUUUUUUUUUUUAAAGCCAGUACUCGAUUUGAGUUGUACAUUUUCUUUGGUAUGUUUCUAAUCUGUAUGUUCACUGGGACAGAUGUGAUGUUUUAAUAUCGGUGUUGCGGAUACAAGCUUUUAUACAAAUUACUUUUCUAAAAUUGAAUAACUUUGCAGCGUUUUGUCAGUUCACUGUCAAUGUUAAUAAAAAAAUGGCAUAAUCUA
Stegastes partitus (bicolor damselfish) is the source of this 1745-nucleotide messenger RNA. It is a transcript of the gene cdca7b, whose product is annotated as cell division cycle associated 7b. NCBI's taxonomy places the organism in Eukaryota, Metazoa, Chordata, Actinopteri, Pomacentridae. Gene Ontology annotation, biological process: regulation of DNA-templated transcription. The record is from RefSeq and is a predicted model, not a curated record. Gene Ontology annotation, cellular component: nucleus. The coding region runs from base 63 to 1289 and encodes 408 amino acids. The transcript is spliced from 10 exons.